Messenger RNA from Manis javanica (Malayan pangolin), 1605 nucleotides. RefSeq names its product S-antigen visual arrestin (gene SAG). The record is from RefSeq and is a predicted model, not a curated record. Gene Ontology annotation, biological process: signal transduction; G protein-coupled receptor internalization. Lineage: Eukaryota; Metazoa; Chordata; Mammalia; Pholidota; Manidae. Gene Ontology annotation, molecular function: G protein-coupled receptor binding. Gene Ontology annotation, cellular component: photoreceptor outer segment; photoreceptor inner segment.
GGCUUCUAGACUUGGAGACCUGGGUGCAGGGCACUCUCUCCAGACUCCCUACAAAUUCCCCACACACAUUAUCCAGGGACCUUGUGCAGGCAUCUGCUUAGACAGAGCAAGGGCUGGCUGCUGACCUGGAGGGAUAGAGACCCUCUGCUUGCCUCUUGGGCCCAUCCACUGGUUUAUAAGGAUCAUUCUGCCUUUUCCCAGCCCACUCAAUACCUGACAUACAUCCCAAGGUAGAAGGCAUUGCCAGAGACAGAUAAUAUGGCAGCUAACGUGAAGACACCAAGCCAUGUGAUCUUCAAGAAGAUCUCCCGGGACAAAUCGGUGACCAUCUACCUUGGGAAGAGAGACUAUAUAGACCAUGUUGACCAAGUAGAACCUGUGGAUGGUGUCGUGCUGGUGGAUCCUGAGCUCGUCAAGGGAAAGAAAGUGUUUGUCUCUCUGACCUGCGCCUUCCGCUAUGGCCAGGAAGAUAUCGACGUGAUAGGCCUGACCUUCCGCAGAGACCUGUACUUCUCCCAGGUCCAGGUGUUCCCUCCUGUGGAGGCCAUGGGCACCCCCACGAAACUGCAGGAGAGCCUGAUCAAGAAGCUGGGGGGCAACACGUACCCCUUCCUGCUCACGCUUCCGGACUACUUACCCUGCUCGGUGAUGUUGCAGCCAGCUCCGCAAGACGUGGGGAAGUGCUGUGGGGUCGACUUCGAGGUCAAAGCAUUUGCCACAGACAACCCGGAUUGCGAAGAGGGCAAAAUUUCCAAGAAGAGCUCUGUGUGCUUACUGAUCCGCAAAGUGCAGCACGCGCCGCUCAAGAUGGGCCCCCAGCCCCGCGCUGAGGCCGCCUGGCAGUUCUUCAUGUCUGACAAGCCCCUGCACCUGGCAGUGUCCCUCAGCAAAGAGAUCUAUUUCCAUGGGGAACCCAUCCCUGUGACUGUGAGUGUGGCUAAUAACACAGAGAAGACAGUGAAGAGGAUCAAGGCAUUAGUGGAACAAGUGGCCAACGUGGUUCUUUACUCCAGUGACUAUUACACCAAGUCAGUGGCCGCGGUGGAAACACAAGAAAAAGUGCCACCAAACAGCACUUUGACCACAACACUGAUGCUGGUGCCCUUGCUGGCUAACAACCGUGAAAGAAGGGGCAUCGCCCUAGAUGGGAAAAUCAAGCACGAGGACACGAAUCUGGCGUCCAGUACCAUCAUAAAGGAGGGCAUAGACCGGUCUGUCCUGGGGAUCCUGGUGUCCUACCAGAUCAAGGUGAAGCUCACGGUGUCAGGCUUUCUGGGAGAGCUCACCUCCAGUGAAGUGGCCGCAGAGGUGCCUUUCCGCCUCAUGCACCCCCAGCCUGAUAACCCAGCUGCAGCGAAGGAAAGUUUGCAGGAUGAAAACUUGGUUUUUGAGGAGUUUGCUCGCCAAAAUCUGAAAGACGGAGGAGAACAUGAGGAAGGGAAGAAGGAACAGGGGGCAGCUGUCCAUGAAUGAGGAGGUCGGCCCAGGACGCAGGGACGUGGGCGAGUUCCAGGCAUGGUGGUUCUGCUUCGUUAGCCUGUUAGUCAUGAGAAAUACCAAGGUCUGAGUCUUUGUCACAGAAAUAAAGUUUGUCUCUUCUCCUCA